GCGAAACGAACCUGGCUGAGCUUAUUUUUUUUCCCUCCUCUUUUAUUUUGAGAGCGCAAUAUAGAGCGAGCUGCAGAGAUUUACUUCGAUUUUUCAUGGCGUUUGAGAGUUUCGGUGCGAACCCUGGCCCCCUUGGUCCAUCCCGAGCUAACCCUUUUAGCCACUCAUCUCAUGAAAACCAGAGGGAUGAUCCUAUUUAUGCUCCAAAGAGGUCUCGGUCGCCUCCUCUACCUCAUGAAACUGAUAAAUGCUUUAGUAAUCAUCAGUUGCCUUCUGAAGAAGUUGUGAGUCCUGCUCCAUCAAAUGGAAAUCAGCUGAAGCCUUCAUUAAUCGAUACCAGUCCACAAGCUCAACGCAAAUCAACAUCUCCUUGUGGGCAUCACAAUGAUGCAUGGUAUAGUGGAACCAAGUCUCCACCUUUGGCUGCUGGAUUUCAAGCUUCCAAAAGGACCAGAUCACCUUCUAAUCCUCAUGAGGAUGGUUACUUCAUGCCCAAUUCUCGUUCUACUAGCAAUGAGAUGGAAAGGGAACUGCAAGCAAAAGCUAGGCGGCUUGAUCGUUUUAAAGACGAACUAAAAGAGAACAUAGAAUAUAGUCCUGAUUUUUCAACCCCUAGAACUAUAGGAAAUAAAGCUCUAUCAAAUUCAAGAGAGAAAUCUAGGCCAAUUACAGGGACUAUUUCCCCCUUAUCUGAUCCGGGGGGCAUGGAAACUACUUUUGAUGGAGAAGUUGAACCAUCCUGUGUUGUAGCUGGGCUUUGUCCUGAUAUGUGUCCAGAACCCGAAAGGGAAGAGCGUGGGCGCAAAGGUGAUCUUGACAAGUAUGAACGUCUCAACGAAGAUAGAAACCAAACAUCCAAAUUUUUGGCUGUGAAAAAGUAUACUAGGACAGCCGACAGAGAAGCUCACUUGAUACGACCCAUGCCAGUCUUGCAGAAGACUGUAAAUUAUCUUCUAAAUUUGCUCAAUCAGCCUUAUGAUGACCAGUUGUUGGGCCUGUAUAACUUCUUGUGGGAUAGGAUGAGAGCAAUCCGAAUGGACCUAAGGAUGCAACACAUCUUCAACCGAGAUGCAAUCUUAAUGCAGGAACAAAUGAUAAGGUUUCAUAUUAUAGCCAUGCACGAGCUGUGUGAGUAUACAAAGGGAGAGGGAUUCUCUGAGGGCUUUGAUGCACAUCUCAAUAUUGAACAAAUGAACAAGACAUCGGUGGAGCUGUUUCAAAUGUAUGACGACCAUAGAAAGAAAGGAAAUAGUGUGCCUACUGAGAAGGAGUUCAGGGGCUAUUAUGCUCUUCUUAAGCUAGACAAGCACCCAGGCUACAAGGUGGAGCCUGCAGAACUCUCCCUUGAUCUAGCAAAGAUGACUCCUGAAAUAAGAAAUUCGUCUGAAGUCUUGUUUGCUCGUGCUGUUGCAAGAGCUUGCCGGACGGGUAACUUUAUCGCCUUCUUCCGACUUGCUAGAAAGGCAACUUACUUGCAAGCAUGCUUGAUGCAUGCUCACUUUGCCAAGUUACGAAGCCAGGCUCUUGCUUCCUUACACAGUGGGCUGCAGAGCAAUCAAGGAAUCCCUGUCGCUCAGGUUGUGAAAUGGCUAGGCAUGGAGGGGGAAGAUAUUGAAAGCCUUUUGCAGUAUCAUGGGUUUUUAAUUAAACACUUUGAAGAUUCCUACAUGGUGAAGGAAGGCCCCUUUCUUAAUGCUGACAGGGAUUACGUGACCAAGUGCUCACGGCUUGUUCACCUUAAAAAGUCAGCCAAAGUUGUUGAUGAUGUUGUUUCCGAUCAGCAGGUGACACACAUGCAAGUUGAGAAAAGGACAGGCGAUGUCAUGGAGAAGCCUGACAAGAAAAUUGGACAUUUGAUAAAAUCUAAGUGGGUUGAUUCAGCGGAUGAAGGAAUGCAUGAUAGUGAUGCUGGCAUUUUUCACAAAUACAAUCAGCAUUCCUCGAUGUUUAAAGCACCAUUACUGGUUAAUAGUUCACCAGUGCCAAUCAAUAGUGAAUUCAUAGCCGAUACAUAUAUGGUGGAGUCACCCCAAUUUGCCUCAGAUCAAGAUGGGUCCCAGCUUGUGGCCAUGGAAAUUACAAAAGAGUGCCAAUUAACUGAAGAUGAUAACUUAAUGGAUCAGUCAAUGGGACAUAAGUAUCUCCCUGAAGUAGAUGAGGCUCCAGAGUUUGGCACUUCAAAGGUCAUGGAAAUCAAGAAUACCAAUGAAGAACCAGCUAGGUCAAUGGCAUUGAUGGAGCAUGUUGACAAUGAGGUUGAAAUGGUUAAUCAGAAAGCUGAAGCUGACAAUGCAAGACUAAAACUUAUCAUAAGAAUAUGGAAACAGUGUUCUAAAAAGCGUAGAGAGGCCCGAGAGCAGCAUCAGUUGAUGUCAAAUGCUGCACUGAGUUCCCUGUCAUUGGGACCACCAAUUCGACCAAAUAAAGCGGAAACAAAACCUGUGGAUGAACUUAACAUCGACUACGUCACGAAAGAGAGAUACUACAGACAUGAGAAGUCAUGGUCGAGGCUAAACGUUUCCGAAGUGGUUGUACCAGUACUUAAGGAGAGAAACCCAGAUGCUAAAUGCCUUUGUUGGAAACUGAUAUUGUGCUCUCAGGGGGAAAUUCCAAAUGGGCAGGGCUUGGGACACCGUAAGAAUGCCAGUUGGAUGGUUGGGUCAUGGUUGCAUGCCAAGCUUCUGGGUCAUGGAAAUGAAGAUGAAAAAAAUGAUUUACUUGUUUCUUCUCCUGGUUUGUCAAUUUGGAGGAAAUGGGUGGUGAACCCAAUAGAUCGCAAUCAUAUUUGUUGCCUAUCUGUUGUGAAGGAAGUGAGUUUCGACAAUACUGGUCCAGCUAAAUUUAGCGAAGCAGUUGCGGGUGGAAGUGGGAUUUUGUUCUUAUUAUCUGACUGCAACCGAUGCGACCUUGAAAGAGCGAGACUUCAUAAGCUCGUUAUGUCAUUGCCCUCUGGUUCUCGUCUCCCCCUACUCAUCGCAGCCAGCACCAUGGGUGAAUAUGAGGUUCUUGAUCCUUAUGCCAUGAUCACAAACAGAUUGGAGCUUGGUAAUUUGGAUCAGACUAGGAUAAAUAGCUUCUCAAUUAUUUUCCUCGAUAAAGCUCAGGGGAUUGAUGGGUUUUUCAGUGAUGCCAAUCUUAGAGAGGGACUUCAGUGGCUCGCUAACUUGUCUCCUCAACAACCAAUCCUUCGACGGUUGAAAACCCACGACCUGGUUUUGAGUUACUUGAGUUCUUCCAUGGAGAUUCUCAAGAAAACUAACUUUUAUGAAGUUAGUCCAGACCAGUGCAUCAAUGCCUUCAAUGAUGCUUUGGAAAAAUCAGUAGAUGAAAUAAUUGUGGCUUCACAGUGUAGUACCACUGGUUGGCCAUGUCCUGAAGUUGAUUUGCUUCAGGAAUGUAGCAGGGAAGGUAGAAUCGUAAGCUUGUAUCUACCAAGAAUAGGCUGGAAUUCUGCUGAGAAAAUUGAACCUAUCUUAGUUAACCUUAAGGCCUGCAAGCUUCCAUUUUUUAGCACGCGGCAAAUCUGGUAUAAUGAGUUUUUCAAGGGCAAUUUUGCUGAAAUUGAGGAAAAGAAAUCAGUUCUCGAGAAAUGCUUGAAGUGGUAUCUUAACCAUGGAAGCGGGAUUAUGGGGGAGGAAAUGGCAGAAAGAGAGGCUGGGUUGAUGGUGCAGAGAUGUGCUUAUCUAGUGAGAGAAAGACUAACAUAUCAGAUAGUUCCCAGAUGGCCAGUAAUUUUUCGCCGAAUUUUCAAUUGGAGGCUAUUGAAUCUGACCAAUGGAAGGUCAUCAGCCAUUUAUAUUUUGGAGCAUCGGUUUAGGCCCAUUUUGGAAGGAGAUAUGUCAAUAGACUGGGCUCCUACUGAAUUAUCUUUUGAUGAAAUGUUAGAAGCAGGAUGUGGGAUUUUGGGAUUUUUGGAAACUACUAACCAAGGGAAUGGACUUAUUGAGCCUGCUAGAGGAGGAGAAGGUGAUUGGUUAAGAUUUCAAGGCCACUUGUUGCAGAGUAGUGAGGAAUUUAGAAAUAAUGAGAUGUCACUAAGAAGUGAGAACCUUAGAAGUGAAGAGAUAUUGACAGAAGACGGUAUUCUAACGAGUGAUGUGUUUGAUGAAAAUGCCAGUGAGAAUGAGAAAAGGAGGAUAGUCGGAUGGGAAGAGGAUGAUAAGCUUAACAGAUUGCUAGAACAGUGUGACAUCGUGCAAAGCAAGAUAGAUGAGAAGCUUGCCAUAUUCUUCUGAGAAUGGCUCUCUCUCUCUCUCUAGAAAUUUAUGUUUUGCAUUAACCCAAAAAAAAAAGAGAUUAAAUGUUGUGCCGGGGAUGAUAGUCAAGGACCUAGCCUUCUACUUCAGAGAUGGCAUUGUGACCCAAGCGAAGUGAAGUUUUGUAGCCUUCUACUUCAGAGAUGGCAAUAUUGUGACCCAAGAGAAGUGAAGUUUUGUACCUUGUUUGAGAUCUGUUGUAUCAUAAUGAAGCAUAACCUUUUACCCAGA
Messenger RNA from Amborella trichopoda, 4487 nucleotides. NCBI's taxonomy places the organism in Eukaryota, Viridiplantae, Streptophyta, Magnoliopsida, Amborellales, Amborellaceae. The record is from RefSeq and is a predicted model, not a curated record.